Messenger RNA from Carassius gibelio (silver crucian carp), 4058 nucleotides. RefSeq names its product adrenoceptor alpha 1Ba (gene adra1ba). Gene Ontology annotation, molecular function: alpha1-adrenergic receptor activity. The coding region runs from base 251 to 1735 and encodes 494 amino acids. Gene Ontology annotation, biological process: phospholipase C-activating G protein-coupled receptor signaling pathway; adenylate cyclase-activating adrenergic receptor signaling pathway; positive regulation of cytosolic calcium ion concentration. The record is from RefSeq and is a predicted model, not a curated record. Gene Ontology annotation, cellular component: membrane. Lineage: Eukaryota; Metazoa; Chordata; Actinopteri; Cypriniformes; Cyprinidae. The transcript has 2 exons.
AGAUCAGCCGGGAACACCGGGAGAGACACUGCGGAGAACUCGGACAACCACAUCUUCAACUGGACUUUAUGCAACGUUUACAAUUAUGCAUUUUUACUCUUUAGCACUUAUUGCGCAACAGAGCUUACGGAUCCUUUGAAUUUGUCAUUUUAUUGUUAUUAUUUCUUUCUUUGGCAUCCAGAAAUAACAAUUUGCGCUUUUGGCGGUGAAUCCUCAUCUUACUUUGGUAUGGAGGUACUGCAGAGGCAAGAUGAGUUCUGAUACAGAUCAUGCCGUGAACUUCUUGAGUAAUGCUUCCUCCGAACUGUCCGACGUCUCCAAUUCGAGCUCCGCGGGCAACGGGACCGAACCGAGCUCGUUCAGUCUCCGCCGUGCGAUUCCACUGGGCAUGGUUCUGGGCGCUUUUAUUGUGUUCGCUAUCGUGGGCAACAUUCUCGUUAUUCUCUCCGUGGUGUGCAACAGGCACCUGCGCAUCCCUACCAACUACUUCAUCAUCAAUUUAGCCAUGGCAGACCUGUUGCUGAGCACCACUGUCCUGCCGGUGUCCGCCACGCGUGAAAUUCUGAACUACUGGGUGUUCGGGAGGAUUUUCUGUGACAUCUGGGCUGCGGUGGAUGUGCUGUGCUGCACCGCGUCCAUCAUGAGCUUGUGCGUCAUCUCCAUAGACCGCUACAUCGGGGUGCGUUACCCGCUGCAGUACCCGAGCAUUGUGACCGAGAAAAGGGCGCUCUUGGCCAUGCUGGGUGUUUGGGUUCUUGCCUUUGUCAUCUCUAUAGGACCUCUGCUCGGGUGGAAAGAGCCUCCUUCGGAGGACGAGACAGUGUGCCUCAUCACGGAGGAGCCGUUUUACGCGCUCUUCUCCUCGCUGGGCUCCUUCUACAUCCCUUUGGCGGUGAUUCUGGCCAUGUACUGCCGAGUGUAUAUAGUAGCCAAGAGAACCACUAAAAACCUCGAGGCUGGAGUGAUGAAGGAGCACAUGGACUCUAACGAGCUGACGCUCCGGAUUCAUUAUAAAGGCUCUCAGACGCAGGAUGACUGCAGCAAGGGCCACAUGAGGAGCUCGCUGACAGUCAAACUGCUCAAGUUUUCUAGAGAAAAGAAAGCUGCUAAAACGCUUGGUGUUGUUGUGGGCAUGUUUAUCCUCUGCUGGUUACCAUUUUUCCUCGCAUUACCCAUCGGGUCGUUUAACACCAGCUUACGUCCUCCUGAAACAUUCUUCAAAGUGAUCUUCUGGCUGGGCUACUUCAACAGCUGCCUGAACCCCAUUAUUUACCCCUGUUACAGCCGUGAGUUCAAGCAGGCCUUCAUUCGGAUCUUACAGUGCCAGUGUCAGCAGAGGAAACAACAGGGAUGGAGGGCAUACAACUACCGUGUCCAGACGGCCUCGGCCAACCAGGUCUACACAGACACCAGCUCUAUUUGCAUGAACGGCAGUCAGCAGACCCUGGCACCAAUGCAACCCAGCCCAAUGUUAUUCAGCAGAGUUGGUGGCUCUCGUCCGGCUUCAGGCCUUCUUCCAGGCUGGGGCCCCUGUACCUCCUCUUCCUCUUCCUCCUUAUCUGGGAGCCCUUCUCCUGGUACAAUGAGAGCCAGCUCUAGGGCGACGAGUCCUUGCAAAAGUAACAGGAUGGCUUUGCUGUUAUCCAGUGGGUCCCAGCAUGCCAGUGGACAGAAUGGGAAGCGAGAGACAGAGCAUGGGCUGAUAUCUAGACACACGCCUGAGACUACAAUCUAGAUUGAUGGUGAUAUUGACUUUCAUGCCAGUGAUUUCUCUGUCUCUCAGUUCUUUCUGGAUGGAUCUGAUGCAGUAUUGUAGAAAUGAAAUACAUUGGGAAUCUUCUCAUGCAUGUCAACAUUGUUUAAUUUGAGUCACAGUUUGCUAUGUAACAAAUAAUGAACAGUUAGCCGGUAAUUACCACAAAAUAAACCCCGCCCAGGUGAUUAGGAUACAGAUGCAAACAAGUAAAUAAAUGGGCAUGAAAAAUUGGUUUGAGUUGAUAUUAUUUUAUCUGCAUAUUCUUAAAGCAUCACUAAGAAAAAAAUAGUCCAUACAAAUCAACUGACAUAGCAAAAAGAUAAACACUGCAACAACAGAGUAAUAUUUUUAACAGUAUUUUUAACUUGAAAGCUUGCAGUUGACAACUAAGACGCAUGACGGAGGCAGUUGCGUAUGUGUAAAACGAGAGAGAAUGAGUCUGGGUUUUAUGUUAAGAAGAUUGACUGGGUCGUCAUGCGUGACUGAGUGAAUAAGUGCAACUGUUCCCUCUGCCUUGGUUCCAGAAGUAUUUUUACUCCUAUUUUCCCAUAGAGAGUUUUAUAAGCAUAAACCAAACAAACCAGCUACGAGAUGAAUCACAACAUUACAAACUUUGAUUUAAAGCAAAAACAUAUUUGUACAUUUGCACAAGACUCUGUACUUUAAUGGCUUCAGUGAAGGAAACAGUCCCAUGAAGUAUUGGAACUUUUUAUUCAUUUAAAGGGAUAGUUCACCCAAAAAUAAAAAUUCUGUCAUUACUCACCCUCAUUUUAUUCCAGACACAUAAGACCUUCUUUCAUCUUCAGAACACAAAUGAAGUUUUCUUUUGUUGAAAUCCGAGAGCUUUCUGACCCUCCAUAGACAGCAAUGAAACUGAAACAUUCCCAGCCACAGAAGGGUGGGAAGGACAUUGUUAAAAUAAUACGUGACAUCAGUGGUAAAAUUGUAAUAUUAUGAAGCUACGAGAAUUAUUUUUGAGUGCAAAGAAAAGAAAAAUAAUAACUUUAUUUAACAAUUCUCUUCUUCUGCAUCAGCGUCCGCCCCCAUUCAUGAGAGAACCAUGACACAACAGGGUCAGAAAGCUCUCAGAUUUAAUACAAAAUAUCUUAAUUUGUUUUCUGCAGAUGAACAAAGUCUUAUGGGUUUGGAAUGACAUGAGGGUUAUAUGACAACAUUAUAAAAAUGGGGAAGUUGUGGCCCAAUGGUUAGAGUCUGACUUGUAACCCAAAGGUUGUGGGUUUGAGUUUGGGGGUGAAUGUAAAGCGCUCUCUCCCACCUUCAAUGCCAUGAAUGAAGUGCCCUCCAGUUCCCUUGAGCAAGGCACUGAACCCCCAACUGCUCCCUGAGAGCUGCAGCAAAAAUGUCUGCCCACUGCUCUGGGUGUAUGUGUGUGUGUGUGUGUGUGUGUGUGUGUACACUUUGGAUGGGAUAAAUGCAGAGCACUAAUUCCAAGCGUGUGUCACCAUACUUGGCCACUCUUCACUUUCAAAAGUUUUGGCAGUGACAUAAAUUUUGUGUUUUGCAAAGCUUGCUGCUUAAGCUAUUGUGGUGUUCAUUCACAUUGUUUCUAUAUUAUUGUGAAGAUAAUUUUGAAUUAUUAUUUAAAAUACAAAUAAUUGUUUGCAUUUUAAAUCAUUUAUUAAAACUUCAUUGGCCAAAACAUUUACUUUUCAAAAAAAAAGAGAAAAAAAAUCACUGUUUUUUGAUCCUGACACAAAGCUAAAAUGAAUUGACUAAUCAUAUCAGCAGCAGCACAUGUGAAACUGUGAAUUAGUCGUCAGGUGAAAUCACUCUAAGUAGAUUGUAAGAGCAAAUUAAAUGCUAUAAAAGAAGGGGAGAAGCACUUAUUGUGUUCUUGUUGGAAAAGGUUACCUCCAAUCAUCAUUUGUCCAACCAUCAUUUAUUUGCAUCAAAAUGGCAUCACAUGCAAGGAAAUUGCUACAAAGAAUAUUGCACCUGAAAGAACCAUUUACCAGAUCAUUAAGAACUGCAAGGAAAGAGGUUUGACUCCAGUGUAGAAGUCUUCAGGACAGUCAGCUACAGAAUCAUGUUUCCAGCCAUGCAGAGCUUGCUCAGGAACGGCAACAGGUUGGUGUGAGAACAUCUGCAAGAAAAAGGGGGCCAAGACUUUUUGGGACAUUUGGGUCAGGAUUUGGCCCGGAAGUUAAUAUCCAUCAGGCCAGAGUGAACUGCAGAGGUUAUGAAGAACAAUGGUCUACACUGUAAAUAUUGGCUUGUGCAUUUUUUUUAAUUUUAUUAUUAUUAUUAUUUAUUGUUUUUUCCAAUAAAAGCCUUUGAAACU